UGGGUUGUCUGUUCUGAUCUGGACACUUGAAGCUGAUCCCAGAUAAUUCUCAAUGAAUGUGAAUGACGCACCUCUGCGUGGAUUUCCCUACAGCCAAUGAUUGGGUGCCAGUCCAGCUCUCCCUGUAUGGAAAGGAGCCGGAAACUGGUUUGUGUUUGAAUGACCAGACACCUGUUCACACACACACACACACAUACUACUUUGUCUCUUCGCCUGCCCGUCUGCUGCUGCUGCUCCCUACCCAAUGGAUUACGGAAAACCCUUAGUUAAAGGGGGCAAGGCCGAGGGGCUGAGUGGCGGUACCACUUCGGUCAAGAUGCCCAUGCCUAGUGGGGCUGUUACCGGCGCCUGGGUGAAUGGGCACUCGGAGUGGCAGCGAGGAGCGGCGGCUCAGUGGCAGGAGGAGCGGACCCGCAGCAUCGAGGACAACCAGCUGAACCUGCCGAGUCUGGAAGCCGCCUAUUCCUCGAUCCUGAAGGGACUUGGCGAGGACCCAGAGCGACAGGGUCUCCUCAAAACGCCGUGGAGAGCCGCCACUGCCAUGCAGUUCUUUACCAAAGGUUACCAGGAAAAGAUAUCAGAUAUUUUAAAUGAUGCCAUAUUUGAUGAAGACCACGAUGAGAUGGUGAUAGUGAAGGACAUUGACAUGUUUUCAAUGUGUGAACACCACUUAGUUCCAUUUAUUGGAAAGGUGCAUAUAGGUUAUCUACCUGAAAAACGACUCCUUGGUCUCAGCAAGCUAGCCAGAAUUGUUGAAAUUUACAGUAGGAGACUCCAAGUACAAGAGCGUCUCACCAAACAAAUUGCGAAAGCGAUCACAGAAGCCUUACAGCCUGCAGGUGUGGGAGUGGUGAUUGAAGCCACGCACAUGUGUAUGGUGAUGAGGGGAGUGCAAAAGAUGAACAGUAAAACUGUAACCAGCACCAUGUUAGGUGUUUUCCGGGAAGACCCGAAGACCCGUGAGGAGUUUCUAACUCUUAUUAAGAACUGAACACUGAUUGAAACUCUGCUUUUAGAUGUUCAAUAUAUGUUUUAAUUGUUAUUACUUGUAUUUGUUAAAUGUCUAGAUGUAGGAUUCAGACUUACAAAAAUAUGAACCUGUUAAUAGUAAAGGAUAAUGUAUGUUGGGUUAUGUCAAUAUACUGUAACAAAGUCACCGUUCUUAGUGUUUAAUAUUUGAGUGUCUUAGAAUUCUCAAAAAGAUACAUGAUAGUUUCAUAGAUUUAGAUGUCUUGUAACCAAUAGGUUGUUAUUUAAUGGAAUCUAGCAGAGGUCUACUCAGAAUAUUUAUACAAAUUUACACAUUUUAGUUUUUAACUAAAAAACAAAAAAAGUACUUUUUCCUCUGUGUACCAGCCAGUUGAAUGAGGAAAUAUCACUGAAUGAGGAAAUAGUACUGAAUUUUCACUGAAACAUUUCAUCCUUUGCACCAAUAUGUAGUCUCCUUGUUGCACAUAUUUUUAAAAUUUACUUUUCUAAGUAGCAUCAAGCAGUGCUUCUGAAGACUUGAAGUAAAUGUCAUGGUGGUAGAAUUUAGUGGUGUCUGAAGAAAACUGCAUAGUUCUUCUCCACAUGACAGUUAUUUAUACAGAGUUUGUGUAGAAUUCUGACUUCAUUCCAUUGACAAAUUAGGUUCAACAGAAGAAGUUAAAUCUUUUCAAUAUUAUUGUAUGCUUCAGAGUUGAGAACUGCUAGGAUGAAGCAAAAGGAAAAAGGAUGUCAAUCUGGCCACCAUAUUUUAUAAAUACAGAUUGACUCAAAAGUUAGGGGAAUUAAUGUGUUCUUAAUGUUUUUGUCUCUAAUGUUUGAUCUAGAGGAUAAUUCCAUGCAUUGGUAACUGUGGGUCUUGUGUCUCUUUCAUGCCUCUGCAGCCAGAAGAGGAUAUAGUGCUCAAGGAUGUGGUCUGACUACUGAUUGAAUAAGCUUUCCUUUAACUUGCCUAUUAUACUGUUUGUUUUAUAUUGACUUUGCUUAGAAAUUAACCUAGAAAUGCUUUGACCAAUUUGCGAUCAUUUGUAUAUUCAACAGUUGUCAUAGUCCUGUGACUGCCUGAAUCACACAUAGACACUUUUUAUUCAACCUUUCAGAUGUUAUGGUUGGACUUUAUCUCUGGGUCAGAAGGCCUGGGUUCAUGACACUACCAUUGCACUAAGAGCCCCCACAGUCCAUUCACACACCUAUUAAUCACCUAACUCUAAUCCCUCUGAUCCCUAAUACAUUUCAUAGACAAUUACUUUAAAUCUCUCAACCACUGGCAACAGUCUGCAUUGUCCACUCAUGAUUUUAGACACCACUAUCAAAUCACCUCACUCUGUUAUAAUGAACAGGAGUCCAGGUUUUCAGAUUUUUCUAGAGCUUUUUUAAUUUCCUCAUUCUGGGUGGCAUUUUCCACACCCUUCCUGGAGUAUGAAUUUCUGAAUUGUAUACAUGACUGAAGCUGUGUAAGUCUUAUCUCGACUUACCAUUUUAAUUUUUACAUUUACAUCUUACUCUAAA
This is a messenger RNA of Hemiscyllium ocellatum (epaulette shark), 2496 nucleotides long. RefSeq names its product GTP cyclohydrolase 1 (gene gch1). NCBI's taxonomy places the organism in Eukaryota, Metazoa, Chordata, Chondrichthyes, Orectolobiformes, Hemiscylliidae. The coding region runs from base 245 to 991 and encodes 248 amino acids. The record is from RefSeq and is a predicted model, not a curated record. Gene Ontology annotation, molecular function: GTP cyclohydrolase I activity; GTP binding; zinc ion binding. Gene Ontology annotation, cellular component: cytoplasm. Gene Ontology annotation, biological process: tetrahydrofolate biosynthetic process; tetrahydrobiopterin biosynthetic process. The transcript has 6 exons.